This is a messenger RNA of Eleginops maclovinus (Patagonian blennie), 5872 nucleotides long. It is a transcript of the gene iqgap2, whose product is annotated as IQ motif containing GTPase activating protein 2. The transcript has 37 exons. Gene Ontology annotation, molecular function: actin filament binding; GTPase activator activity; calmodulin binding. Lineage: Eukaryota; Metazoa; Chordata; Actinopteri; Perciformes; Eleginopidae. The record is from RefSeq and is a predicted model, not a curated record. Gene Ontology annotation, cellular component: cell cortex. Gene Ontology annotation, biological process: mitotic actomyosin contractile ring assembly actin filament organization; regulation of GTPase activity. The coding region runs from base 260 to 5326 and encodes 1688 amino acids.
CACACUUCUUUUUCAGGCCAAAGAAGCACACACCAUGGGGAUUGUCUGCCGCAAGUGACAGUCCGCGAUUUCAUGAAACUUUUGAAGAAAGUGGAACCAUAUUUCCAGCCUAUUUUUUUCGGUUGGUUAACGAUACAGCGUUUUUUUUCAUAUUGGUAUCAAUAUAUCCCGAGAGGCGCGGCUCAGUGCUGUCACGUUAGCUUGUAGGUGAAGUUAUUUCCAGUGCAGACGACUUCACAAGUGGAGGAAACGACGCAAGAUGUACCAUGAAGAAACCGCAGCUCUACAAAAGCCACGCUAUGGAACCAUCCAGGACGACGAGAGGCUGUCGGCGGAGGAGAUGGAUGAGAGGAGACGACAGAACAUCGCCUACGAGUACCUGUGUCACCUGGAGGAGGCCAAACGGUGGAUGGAGGCCUGCCUCGAGGAGGACUUGCCCAAUACCACAGAGCUGGAGGGGGGUCUGAGGAACGGCGUCUACCUGGGCAAACUUGCCAACUUUUUUGCCCCAAAAAUGGUGUCUGUGAAAAGGAUCUACGACAGAGAUCAGGCCCGCUACAAGAGCAACGGGCUACACUUCCGGCACACAGACAACACCGUGCAGUGGCUCAGAGCCAUGGAGUCCGUAGGUCUCCCAAAGAUUUUCUAUCCUGAAACGACAGAUGUGUACGAUCGCAAAAACAUGCCAAAGGUGGUGUACUGCAUACACGCACUCAGCUUGUACCUGUACAAACUGGGCAUUGCACCACAGAUCCAGGACCUGCUGGGGAAAGUGGCCUUUACAGAGGAAGAGAUUAGUAACAUGAGGAGUGAGCUGGAGAAGUAUGGCAUUCAAAUGCCAGCUUUCAGUAAGAUUGGAGGAAUCCUGGCCAAUGAGCUCUCAGUGGACGAAGCUGCCCUGCAUGCUGCUGUGAUCGCCAUCAACGAUGCGGUUGACAGAGGUCAGACGUCUGUGACGAUGGGAGCCCUUAAUAAUCCUAACGCCAUGCUGAAGAACAUCAAGGAAGCUCUGGCCCAAGAAUACCAGGACGCUCUGAGCCAGGCCAAGGCUCGUAAGCAGGAGCAGUCCUCUGGGAGGCGCUCCUCCGUUGCUACUGAAGAAAGAGAUGUGUAUGAGGAGCUUCUGACUCACCAGGAAAUCCAGGGCUCCAUUGACUUUGUGAACAUGCAGGCAGCAGUGAGACAGGUGAAUGAAGCCGUGUCGGCCCAGGACGAGGCUGCUCUGUUGGGUGCUCUCAGACUGGAAGCUCUGGUCCUGCUGGGUGUUCAGGAGUCAAACUGCAGCUGGUACCUCGAGCACUUUACCACCUACUGCCAACAUAAAUCCAAGGAUGAAGGGAAGGCUGUGGUGGUGGACAGAGAGGAGAUUCAGAGAGUGGUCACCUCUUGUAAUGACUUUGCUGAGGCCGAGAAACGAAAACUCGAGGCGGUUGCAUCGAUCAAUACAGCCAUUCGUCUCGGCAAUGCAGCGGAGACAGCAGAGGAGCUGACGAACCCUGAAGCACAACUGCCGAUCGUCUACCAAACAGCUGCCAACCUCUACCAGGCUGAGCUUUUCAGUUUGCAGCUACAAGGCGCGCGGUCUGGCCUGAGCCACGAGGAGCUGAGUGUAGCUGUGGAGAUGCUGUCAGCGGUAGCGGUGCUGAAUGAGGUGCUGGACACCAAAGACCCCCAGGCUGUGAUCGAGCAACUAUCAGACUCCCCCCUGGGCUUCACCAACAUGGACCAGGAAAACCUCAACAGGUAUGCAGACACUCUUAUCCAGCUGCGGGGCGACGCUCUUGCCAAAGGCCAGGAGUUUCUCACCUGGAAUGAUGUUCAGAAAUGCAUCGACACCGUCAACGUUCAGGUCCAUGAGGAGCAUGAGCGUAUCAUAGCUAUAGCCGAGAUCAAUGAAGCUCUUAACUCCGGUAAUCAUCAGCAGACGCUCGCCGCCCUGCUCCUCCCUACAGCCAAGUUAACAGGGGUGAAUCCAGCCACAGCCAAACACUACCAUGAUGUCCUACAAUACACCAAGCAACUCCUCUGCCAGAGCUCUGGAGAUGAGUCUGCAGUUCUGUGGCUGGACCAAAUCCAAGAGGCCAUAAACACAGCCAAUCAGGAUGAAGAGGCGGCUCUCACAUUGGCUGGAGCAGUGGCUGAUAUUAACAGGGCUGUGGCCGAGGGGGACUCUCAGAAUACACUGCAGGCUCUGCAGGUUCCCAGUGCCGGACUGAGAGCGGUGCUCCCUGAAUGUGCCGAGACAUACCAGGUGGAACUGGCUGAAAGACAAACAAAGAGUGAUGAUAAAGGUAGCACUGAUAGUGUGUGGGUAAAGCAUUGCAUCAACGACAGAUAUGACUACUACUAUAACCUGGAGAGUGGGCAGGGCAGCUGGGAGGAGCCUGAAGGAUUCCAGCACAAUGGUUGCCAGCUCAGUAAAGAGGAAAUUCAGAGUGUUGUCAGCUCUUUGACUGCAGAAUAUAACAGGGAACAGUUAUGGAUGGCCAAUGAAUCCAUGGUGACGCAGCUGCAGGCCAGGGUCAGAGGUUACCUGGUCAGGAAAAGGCAUGCCCGGAGGAUGGAGUAUCUACGGCAUCAAGAACCACACGUCGUCAAGUUGCAGGCCUGCUGGAAAGGUUACAAACAGAGGAAAAUGUACAAAGACAGGAUGAACUUGCUCCAGGAAAAUGUCUCUUCGAUUGUGAAGAUCCAAUCGAUCGUGAAAAUGUGGAAAGCCAAACGUAAAUACAAUCAGAGGUUGCAGUUCUUCAGAGAGCAUGAAAAAGAGAUUGUGAAAAUCCAAGCUUUUCUGAAGGCCAACAAAGCCAGAGACGACUACAGAACCCUCACUGGGGCCAAGGAUCCUCCUCUGUCCGUGGUGCGUAAGUUUGUCCACUUGUUGGAGCAGAGCGCACUGGACCUUCAGGAAGAGCAGGAAGUGACGCGGCUCAGAGAGGAAGUGGUCACCAAUAUUCGCUCCAAUCAGCAAAUGGAGAAGGACUUGAACUUGAUGGACAUAAAGAUCGGACUGCUGGUGAAGAACAGGAUCACUCUGCAGGAUGUUGUGUCCCAUAAUAAGAAAAUGAAGAGCAAGAAAAAUAAAGCGAGUAAGGACGACUUGACUACAGGAGACGGACUGGGUAUCAAGGGUCUAAACAAAGGCAAAAGAAGGAAACUCGAGGCGUACCAACAUCUCUUUUACCUGCUGCAGACCAAUCCACACUACCUAGCCAAGCUGAUAUUCCAGAUGCCCCAAAACAAGUCGACCAAGUUUAUGGACACUGUGGUCUUCACCUUGUACAACUACGCCUCAAACCAGAGAGAAGAAUACCUGCUGCUCAAACUCUUCAAGACGGCUCUGGAGGAGGAAAUUAAUUCUAAGGUGGACCAGAUCCAGGACAUAGUGACGGGGAACCCGACCGUGAUCAAGAUGGUGGUGAGCUUCAACAGAGGCGCACGCGGCCAAAACACGCUGAGGCAGCUGCUGGCUCCAGUGGUCAAAGACAUCAUCGACGACAAGAGUUUAGGCAUCAACACCAACCCAGUGGAUGUGUACAAAGCCUGGGUCAACCAGCUAGAGACGGCGACCGGAGAAGCCAGCAAGCUGCCUUAUGAAGUGACUCCCGAGCAGGCCAUGUCACACGAGGAGGUCCGCAGCCGGCUGGAGGCCUCCAGUCUGGCGCUACGCACGGCUACAGAUAAGGUCUUGAACUCCAUUGUGUCUUCACUGGAUAAUAUCCCUUAUGGCAUGAGAUACAUUGCAAAAGUUCUGAAGAACAGCCUCCAUGAAAAGUUUCCCGAUGCUUCAGAGGAUGAGCUGCUGAAGAUUAUAGGAAACCUGCUGUACUACCGCUACAUGAACCCAGCCAUCGUGGCCCCUGAUGGCUUCGACAUCAUCGACAUGUCAGCAGGAGGGCAGCUUCAUGUGGACCAGCGGCGUAACCUGGGAUCUGUGGCAAAGAUGCUACAGCAUGCUGCUGCCAAUAAGCUGUUUGAGGGCGAGAAUGCACACAUGACGCCAUUGAACAACUACAUAUCUCAGACAUAUGAGAAGUUUAGGGUGUUUUUCCAGUCAGCAUGUGAUGUCCCUGAACCUGAGGAGAAGUUUAAUAUUGAUGAAUACUCCGACAUGGUGACUCUCAGCAAGCCUAUCAUAUACAUCUCAACAGAUGAGAUCAUCAACACGCACUCGCUGCUUUUGGAACAUCUGGAGGCCAUCUCUCCUGACCACAAUGACUUGCUGCACGAAUUGCUGCAGGACCUGGGAGACGUCCCUGAUGUGGAGACAUUGCUCGGUACUGUCAAACACCGUAGUUAUCACAACAGAUCUAUGGUGUGUGCAUCAUUUGACAUGCUGUGCUUCUCUGUUUCAGGUGAAGGAGCUGUAGACCCGAAUGACGUCAACAGAGAGAGCGCUCUGAGCCAGAUGGCCAAGACGGAGAUCUCGCUCACUCUAACCAGCAAGUUUGAGCUCCUGGAAGGAGACGACAGAGACUUGAAGUCUCUGAUGACAAAGACCAAAAAGCUUGUAGUGGAUGUGAUUCGGAUUCAACCUGGAGAGAACUUGCCGGAGAUUCUUGAGACCCCAUCUACUGCACUACAGGAGUCGGAGCACACUAAGAUUGUAGAGCGCAGAGCGGUCCAGGAUGCUCAGACACCAGAAGGUCUGAAGAGCAGCCCUGCAGUCCUGGAGGACAGCCAGCUGCCCCUCGAGCAGAAGAAGAGGAAGAUCCUGAGAAACCUCAGAAACCUGGAGCAGGCCGGACUUCUCACUGACAGCAACAAAUACCAGGACCUCGUCAAUGAGAUAUCAAAGGACAUUCGCUACCAAAGACGCUACAGACAGAGAAGGAAGGCCGAGCUCGUGAAGCUCCAGCAGACUCUGACAGCACUCAACUCAAAAACAGCCUUCUACCAGGACCAGAUGAACUAUUAUGAUACUUACAUCAAGACGUGCCUGGACAACCUCAACCGAAAGAAUGCACGUAGAUCUAUUAAACUGGACGGCAAAGGAGAGAAUAAGGGCAGCAAGAAGUGGAAGCCCCAGUCUCUGAAGUACACUGGAGCCAAGCUUCAUGAGAAGGGAGUCAUACUGGAGAUAGAAGGACUUCAGACGAACCAGUUCAAAAAUGUCAUGUUUGACAUUUCACCUACUGAGGAAGUUGGGGAUUUUGUAGUGAAGGCCAAAUUUAUGGGAGUUGAGAUGGAAAAAGUCCAGCUUCAUUUCCAGGACCUCCUUCAGCUGCAGUACGAAGGCGUGGCCGUCAUGAAGAUGUUCGACAAAGCCAAAGUCAACGUCAAUUUACUCAUCUUUCUCCUAAAUAAAAAGUUCUAUGGAAAAUGACAAAGUGAAGGGGGGAAAAGCAACAAAGAGGAAAGAGGAUACAGAUUGUGCCUUCUGACUGCUGAGUUUGUGGAACAAAAUGAAUUUAUUCAGAUAGCACAAGAUGGGGGCAGGACAGUGUUUUGUACCAUCCUCUUAUAAUUUUAAGGAUCACACCAACAUGAAAUGCUGUUGUCCAACUAAAUGUAUCAAUUCUGUAUUUUUUCAUGUGGUAAUUGUAAAUGUAAUGUAUUUUAAAGAUUUAAAUUGUAAUGAUAUUCAUGUUUUGUAUGUAAAAACUGUCCCCUUGUUCAAACAACUCUCGAUUAGUUCAUGAAUCGAGCUGGGGAGCAGAUUUUCAGCCGGCCUGUACCACUAUAAAACAUACUGUAGUUUACCACCGUGCCUUUAAUUAAAGUGUGUAAAGAAACACGUUUUAAUAAAUAAAACAUCAAAAAGAUUUAAAAGCUACAACUGAUGUAUUUUUCAACUAUGUAUUAUUAAGUGAUUGCUAAUGUCUAAAGGAUUUAAACUUGCAGAAUAAAUGACAAAGGUUUUUUUCAUCAA